AUUGAUCCCUGAUAAUUAACGACCGCUGGGUGAUUUAAAUGGGCAGAUGGACGCGCAGGCAAAGUGGUCAAAGUUAAAGUGGUCCCUGGGCGAUACAGGAACACGCUCACGCCUACACACGCGCGCACCUACCUACACUUCACCACACAUACGCACACACUCGCUCUCGCACACAUACACACACGUGACGCGCGCGCGGCAGCUCUGUGCCUGGAGACCGUGAUUUCAACGUGCUCGCUAUUCAAGUCAUGGACUGCAGCGAGCGGGGGAACCAUUAGGAGCCGGUGGCAGAAAAAAAACCCCGCUUUAUUUGCAACACACGGAUGCUGCUGCUGCCACACCACCCGGAUCGGACACACUCUCCCUGACAAGCGGAAUUAUUACUAAUAGCUGCGCUUAUGUAAUCAAUACACCGGAUUGCUGUGGGGGGGGUAAAAUAGCAUCCCGUGGAUUCUUCCCAUUCUACUUGAUAGAAAAUACUGUAUGCCAUAUGCUCUGCGAUUUUUAGAGCAGCCUAUGGCAACCUAUUUGUCCUGAUGCGACGCGUGUGAUGGUUGCAGUGGGACGGAUACCCUUAAUUUUAUCCAAUAGGCGUUCUCAGGGUUUUUUUUGUAGGACGCUUCUGCACCCCUUUCUGCGCUGACCUUAUCAACAAUGCUUUAAAUAGGUAAUUCAUUGUCAAGUCCGUCCACUGAUCUUAUCCAUUUGUUUUGGGGAUGAUCGGCGUGAAAACCAGCCUGACUGCUACAUCCAAAAAUUAUUAGUCCACUUUGGUUGUAUUUCUUUCUUAUUUUUUUUUUUGUUGGUGGAAUUUGAUUUAGCGAUUUGUCAAAGAGGAAAACCACCGGUGGGAGUCAAUUUUUUGGACUGUGACUGGUUUUAGGGGGGACAUAAGGGCCUAUACAGACUUGAUCCCCCAUCAAAAACUCUGCAGGAUUUCCUCCUCCUCGGUCCAGAGGAAUAUCUUCAAGUCCAGGGGGGUUGCUGCUACUGGUCCUCAGAGGGGGCUUUUCAUCGGCGCUCAUUACAUCCGAGGGAAUGGUGGCCGCACCGCAGAUCCACGCAACUCUUUCUGAAUGUUUGGCAUUUUUCGCAGGCGAGCAUCUUGACUUGUGAUCGAGAGAGACGCGGACUGCAGCAGCCUCCGAUCCCUUUCACAUGGAGAUUUGUGCCUCGCUCGUGCUGCACAUCUUGAAAACGGGGACCGGGGCCCUGCUGGUUUUUCCUCCACUGCUCUCAACCUCGAUUUCAUUUAUUCGAGAAAAUGCAGAACACAAACAGCAGAUGAACUAUGAAUGCUGAACAAAAUGAUCUCCUCCCUCCAGCGCCAGACAAUGAGAGGUCGUAGGCUGAAGGGGGCGCUGUCCAACCCCCUCUUUGUGCUGCUUUUGGCCCUCCAGAUCCUGGUGGUGGCUGGGCUGGUUCGUGCUCAGACCUGUCCUUCUGUCUGCUCAUGCAGCAACCAGUUCAGCAAAGUCAUAUGCACCCGCCGCAGUCUACGGGACGUCCCCGAUGGCAUUUCCACCAACACUCGCUACCUGAACCUCCAGGACAACCUCAUCCAGGUCAUCAAGGUGGACAGUUUCAAACAUCUGCGCCAUCUGGAGAUCCUGCAGCUGAGCAAAAAUCACAUCCGCAGCAUUGAAAUUGGCGCCUUCAAUGGACUGGCCAGUCUCAACACUUUGGAGCUCUUUGAUAAUCGGCUCACGACAAUCCCCAAUGGAGCAUUCGAGUACUUGUCCAAGCUGAAGGAAUUGUGGCUACGGAACAACCCCAUCGAAAGUAUACCAUCUUAUGCCUUCAACCGGGUCCCCUCGCUUCGAAGGCUGGAUCUAGGUGAGCUCAAACGUCUGUCCUACAUUUCUGACGGCGCCUUCAAGGACUUGAGCAACCUGCGCUACCUGAACCUGGGAAUGUGCAACCUCAAGGAGAUCCCCAACAUCUUACCUUUGGUGAGGCUUGAAGAGCUAGAAAUGUCAGGAAACCAGCUCUCUGUUGUCAAGCCCAGCUCAUUUUUAGGAUUGGUGAACCUCCAGAAGCUGUGGAUGAUGCAUGCCCAGAUCCAAACCAUUGAGAGGAAUUCCUUUGAUGACCUUCAGUCUCUUGUGGAGCUCAACCUGGCUCACAACAACCUUACCUUUCUACCACAUGACCUCUUCACACCGUUACAUCGCCUGGAGCGGGUCCACCUCCAUCACAACCCUUGGAACUGCAACUGUGAUAUCUUGUGGCUCAGCUGGUGGCUGAAGGAGACAGUACCCGCCAAUACUAGCUGCUGCGCUCGCUGCCAUUCUCCUGCAGUCUUUAAAGGUCGCUACAUUGGAGAAUUGGAUCACAGCUACUUCCAGUGUGAUGUCCCUGUCAUUGUGGAGCCACCCAGUGACUUGAAUGUGACGGAAGGCAUGGGUGCAGAGCUUAAAUGUCGUACAAGCUCGCUGACAUCCAUCAGCUGGCUUACACCAAACGGCUCGUUGGUGACACAUGGGGCUUAUAAGGUGCGUUUGUCUGUACUCAAUGAUGGGACACUGAACUUUACUAGCGUCACAAUGCAGGACACUGGAACUUACACCUGUAUGGUGAGUAACACAGCAGGCAACAUUUCUGCCUCUGCUGUGCUUAACGUCACUUCUGUGGAAAACAGCGGGGUGACCUAUUUUACCACAGUCACUGUGGAGACCAUUGAGACCCCGGGGGAUGACAGCCAAACGCCACUUCCCCCAUUUGGCUGGGUGUCAUCCUCUACAACAAAAGGUACUCCUGUUUCAACAAGGACCACAGAGCGGACUUACACAAUUCCAGUUCUUGAUCUGGAUGGAGAGGGAGCCCUCAAUGGCCUGGAUGAGGUGAUGAAAACCACCAAGAUUAUCAUUGGCUGCUUCGUGGCCAUCACGCUCAUGGCUGCUGUUCUGCUGGUUAUUUUCUACAAGAUGAGGAAGCAGCAUAACCAGCAGGACCCCGAUGGCCCUGCCUCCUCCAUGGAGGUCAUCACAGUUGAAGAAGAGCUCGCAGGCGUCGCUGCCAUGGAGAGACAUCUCUCGCUGCCCCCUCUGGAGCACUACAACCACUACAACACCUACAAGAGCACUUACCACCACGCUCCCAUGCUCAGUACCAUACACAGCUCAGCCACACAGGAACCUUUACUGAUUCAAGCCUGCUCAAAAGACAAUGUACAAGAGACCCAAAUCUGAUCUUGAAUUUGACUAAAUAUCCAGUAUCAGCAGUUUCAUACUUGGAGUACAAUGGACCAAAAGGUGUCGAUAAAAGAAGUCAAAAUGACAUUGACUUGAGUUGAUGUCGAUAACGGCGAUAAAUCAGCAUUUGGCAAAGGGACGACAUAUGAUACUUUAACAAGUGUCUUUACAAAAACAAAGAUUAUUUAUUAAAAGUAUGUCUAGUGGCUAAAUGAAGAAAAACAAUUUGUGAUAGCUUUUUAGCUCAUUUUAUUUCUCUCUCUCUCUCUCUCUCUCUCUCUCUCUGUGUAAUACUGCACAAGGGAAAGAAUGGUUUACUAAGAGUGAAUACGGAAAUGCAGCUCAUGUGAAAACACUGUAGGAAUUGGCCUUAAACUAAAAUUAAUGCAAUGCCAUUAAGUUAAUACUUUAUAUUUACCUGACAAUAACAUGUUUUGUUGAAGGGCACUGCUUUAGUAUAUAUAAACAUUUAUAGGCAUGUUCAGCAUACCAUGUCUGAUUCGCCGGGGGUUUAUAAGUGACAAAACGUAAAAUGGGUUUGUUUUCAUUGCCAUCAUAUUCUAGCUGUCACUCAACACAAAAUGAGAUCUUUUAAUGACACAGCUCUGGAUGAUAUCACAGUGAAACCAGCAUGCCUGAGGAGCAAAGCAGCCAAAUGAGUAACUGUGCAUUUCCCCUGUGGCUCCUAAACAACAGCCAUACAUCCUUCACUUUAAUUAAGAUUAACUUCCUGCUCCCACUCCUCCUCAUCCUACCUUUUCCUUACACUUCAACCUUUACUACUCCUCCUACUCCUCCUCUCUCCGUCUAUCUCCGAGUUCUCCAUCUUCUCUGUCUACCCUCUCUCUCCUCCCUCCCCGCUCUCCUGUCCUCCACGUCCUCUUGCUUCUUUUAGAUUGUCUCUCCGUCACUUAGCUCAGGCACGUUCCUCACCCCUCGCCAUGUCUCAUUUGUCUCGCUUUAUCCGCCAGCAUGUGCCGCGCAACGGCAGAAUAUUGCUUGGGAAAAUGAAGGGGAGCAUAAGGCUGCGGUCUGUAGCCUCCCUGUUAACCUAGUAAUGAUCUACGUCCACUCACUGUCGCGUUACCUUGCCAUCACCCCAGGGUCACACGAGCUCGGGCGCGGAUAGUCCAUCUGUUACACAGAUAAAGAGGCAAAUGAGGCUGCUUUGUAAUAUAGUGUGACCCUGUCAGACAAACGCAGACGGGGCUAACAUAGUCAGUGAAGCAGCUAGGAACCUGCAACAAAAUAAGAGGAGAUGGGUUAUAGCUCAUUAAUCUGUAUCAGCAGUUCAUUUGCAGACAAACAGAGGAAAGCUGAUAACAAAACAGCAAGAGACUUUUCCACUCUCCCUGUGCCCAACAUCUAACAGGGGGUAGAGGCCUUUGAUAUUGAAGCGACCCCUGCUCGGUCUCAUUUUUGUCAGAGAAAAACACACACACUUUGAUGUUGCAUCAUUUAUAGACCAUCAAAACAUUGUCUCUCUUGUAGUCUGUUUACACUUUGCUUUUUCAUUUAGUCUUUCAAAGAGGAAGGCUUAAGGAACAGGGAGGUAGGGAUGAAAAGUGAAGAACAGUGGGUGGGGUGGGAGGGGGAGCCAGACCCACGACGGUCAUGAGGGGUCUUCAAACAGAUAUAUUGCAGAUAUGAAGGGGAGAGGAGUGAAAAAAAAGAUAAGGAAUAAGGAGGCAAAACUAGCCAUCAGACUGUCGCCAUGGAAACAGUGACCUUGUGCAGAAAGUAAGAAGAGGUAGAUAUGCCUUGCAGCCUUUCGCUUUGGUCUCUGUGCAACAAGCAUAUUCUAAUUUCCCACCGGCGAUUCCACAAAUGCGGCAGAUUAUCAGCAGAAGUGGCAGAAAUGAAAUGUGCAUUUACAAAUGCUUUUGACGGGAUUCGAGCGGCACAUGACGUCACCUUUGCACAGCAUCGCGCCGUUUUCAGUUAUUUAAAUAAAAUGAGUCAUCGCAUGAUGUGAACAUGUUAACAUAAAUGUCCAGCAGCUCUGCUCGCCUUAUUGAUUUUCAUCUCAUUGAAGACAGCUACCACAGCAUAUAAGCAUAAUAAAGCACCAUCACUCACAUGAAAUGUCCCGAUCAGCCAACCUCCUACAGUUUUCUUUCUCUUUAUACAAUAAGGGUUCAAUGGUGGGAAGAAGGUGGAAGCGAAACACACAUUUAAAGAUGGGUCAUGUCAGAUGAAACUUUUCGUGCAGCAGAAACCUAUUCAUUUUCAGUCUUUCACAGAGUGUUUUGAAUGACGAGAAUAGUACAGUCAACAGUAACGUCAUACAGUGAACCAUUCUUUCCCUUUCCACUGUUUUCUUUUUCACUGCUCAAUUACUUUUCAAUGCUUUUGGUGGCUUAAUGAUUCAAUGUUGACGCUGGCUACAGUGAAAAAAAAAAGGUUGAGAUUUUUAUAUAUAUAUAAAUAUAUAUAUAUAUAUUGGGGGACGAAGGUUGUGAGUUAUUCGGAAUGAAUGGAAUAUCUCUGUAUUGGUAUUUGCUCGAGCAGGAUGGCUCUAUGUGGAGAGAUAUUUGAAUGCCAGAAUGAAAUUAAGACUGACCUGCAGAAUGUUGGACUUGAAAUACCAGCAGAGUGAGCUUGAUUUUUGUGCUAAACCCCAAGCCAAGGUGAUCCAAUUCUUGUGUGUUAUUCUGCCAACUGUCUAUGUACGGGGGAGGGUUACUGUAUGUGGGAAUAUUCUCUCUCAUUUUCGGAGAGAAUAAUCAUCAAAUGGGUAAAUUUCUACAAAAAGAAAAAAAAAUAUUUUCAAAAACAUAAUGCAAAAAAAAAAAAAUCUUCAGAUCAUAAUUUUACAUGUGCUUCAAUUGUUAAAAAAAAGACAAAAAAGCAAAACAAAAACAAGAAAAAAAAAGAAAAAAAACAAGAGACUGUGCUUGUCAGGAGUCCAACUAAUUUCUCUGAGGAUGAUGUUCAAUUAUUGAUACCUGAGAUUGUAGUUCAUACUGUACAUGAAUACAAAUAAAAAUUGCAAUUCUUUUUUUUCCCAA
This is a messenger RNA of Epinephelus lanceolatus (giant grouper), 6205 nucleotides long. RefSeq names its product leucine rich repeat containing 4C, genome duplicate b (gene lrrc4cb). The record is from RefSeq and is a predicted model, not a curated record. Lineage: Eukaryota; Metazoa; Chordata; Actinopteri; Perciformes; Serranidae. Gene Ontology annotation, biological process: modulation of chemical synaptic transmission; synaptic membrane adhesion; regulation of axonogenesis. Gene Ontology annotation, cellular component: glutamatergic synapse; plasma membrane; postsynaptic density membrane. Gene Ontology annotation, molecular function: cell-cell adhesion mediator activity.